AAUUCUCUCACUCACACACUAUAAAAUUAGUGUAACUAUAUGCAUAUGUAGAUAUAGAGAGAGUCCAUGGCCUGUUCUUCAGUGACGAGCAUAGUAUCUCGCCUUUCUCUUCUCCGAUUGACCAACAAUACCAUAACCAUUAGACCCAUAACUUUUUCUUUUUCACAAUCUUCUUCAUUCCCAUUUUUGCUCAGCCCCAAAUCCAAUAAGGGUCUGAAUCGUUACCGAUUGUUCUCAAUGGCCUCAGAAGCGAAAGAAUCACCUGCCAACAAUCCGGGCCUUCAGGCAAACCCAGAUGAAGCCACUAAGAGCUACUUCAUGCAACAAACUAUGUAUCGGAUUAAGGAUCCCAAAGUGAGCCUUGACUUCUAUUCUCGCGUCUUGGGCAUGUCGCUACUUAAGAGAUUGGACUUUCCAGAAAUGAAGUUUAGCUUAUACUUUAUGGGCUAUGAGGAUCCGACAUUGGCUCCUAGUAACUCAGUUGAUAGAACAGUUUGGACCUUCAGUCAAAAGGCUACAAUUGAGCUAACACACAAUUGGGGUACUGAAAGUGAUCCUGAAUUCAAAGGAUACCACAAUGGGAAUUCAGAACCUCGUGGCUUUGGACAUAUUGGCAUCACUGUUGAUGACACAUCCAAGGCAUGUGAAAGAUUUGAACGUCUAGGAGUGGAGUUUGUAAAGAAACCGGAUGAUGGAAAAAUGAAAGGGAUAGCAUUUAUUAAGGAUCCUGAUGGCUAUUGGAUUGAGAUCUUUGACCUUAAAACUAUUGGAAACAUUGCUGUUGUUUAGUGGAACCCUGACUUCAGGAAAGAGUGGAACGCUUCACAUGCCUUAUGAUCUCAUCUGUUUGUCGUAUAUAUUUUCAUGAUCAGCUUCAGAAAUGAGAUUUUCUGGAAGUACUUGUUUCCAUUUAAUAAGUGUUUGUCUUUUCUCUGCCGCUUAGGACUGUUUUGAGGGAAUUUAAUGCUAGUUGGAAAUUUGGAAAGUACUGUUUGUUUCUUUGUUCUAUCUCAACUUCUCUUGGCUACUUAUGUUGAAUAAGAAUUGGAUUCUUUUGGUCCCAUAAUUUGGAAGGGAUGUUGAUGGAUCAA
Quercus lobata is the source of this 1091-nucleotide messenger RNA. Its product is annotated as lactoylglutathione lyase family protein / glyoxalase I family protein. Gene Ontology annotation, molecular function: lactoylglutathione lyase activity; metal ion binding. The record is from RefSeq and is a predicted model, not a curated record. Lineage: Eukaryota; Viridiplantae; Streptophyta; Magnoliopsida; Fagales; Fagaceae. The transcript has 9 exons. Bases 67 to 789 code for a protein of 240 amino acids.